Molecule: messenger RNA, 1863 nt
Organism: Cicer arietinum (chickpea)
Lineage: Eukaryota; Viridiplantae; Streptophyta; Magnoliopsida; Fabales; Fabaceae
Source: RefSeq, a predicted model, not a curated record
UUCUUAGUAUAGUGUAUAGUAUGCGAAUCCGUUUAGAUUCUUCUUCAUCCACCCUCCUCCUAUUCACACCAACACACACAGAUCUACUUCUCUUUACUUUCAUUCAUUCGUUAACCCACUCUUACAAAUCUACCUACGAAACAAUUUCCAAUUUCUAUUACAAACACCAUUACCCUUCAGAUUCAAUUAACUUCAAAUCAAAUCUCACCGAUUAUAAAGAUCUACGACGUCGUUUUGAGGAACAACAACAACAAUAAUAAAAAUAAAAAAUAAAAAAUGGGUGCGAAUCACUCAGUUGAAGGGGGAAAUGAUAGCGAAGAUGAAGAAGAAGAACAAGAAGAAGAUGAAGAGAGGAACAUUAACGGCCACAUAAGUGGGUCCCAAUUAAACAACCAUCUAAUUGUUAAGAAGGUUCUAGAACAAGAACCAGAGAUGCUUCCAUGCCACGCGUCAGCAUCUCCGCUUUCUCCGCAACUUUCAUCUCUCGGAACACCGCGUCUCGGUCCUUCAAUCAAGGUUUGGGAUCCUUACAAUGUUCUCGCUCCGCCGCCGACUACGCCGUUGCAGUCCCCUCCACCGGUGAUGUUCUCGCGUGGAUUCUCGUCGGCGAGUGGUGCGGCGGUGGAGGAUGAGGUUGUGGAAGUUUUUUUGAUCUGUCAUGGUGAGUGUGAGUUGAAUUUGGCCACGGAUUUGGUCGGUGGUAGGUGUCCGGCUGCGAUGUUGACGCCGAACGGGAAGAGGCAGGCGAGGGCUUUGGCUGUGUUUCUUAAAUCUCAAGGGGUUCGGUUUAAUGCCGUUUAUUGUUCUCCGUUGGAUCGAGCUAGGUCAACUGCGGUUUCCGUGUGUAAGGAAGUCAAUUUUUCAGAGGAACAAAUUCAAUCCUCAGAUUCUCUUUCCGAGAUUAGCCAAGGAAAUUGGGAGGGCUGCCUUCGAUCAGAAACAUACACACCUGAAGUUAUGGGAUACAUUGACCGGUUCCAACCAGAUUUUACUGCACCUUCUGGAGAAUCACUUAGACAAGUCGAAUUCCGGAUGAUUCGCUUUUUAAACGAUACUGUCCUGGGGUUACAUGAAAAAUUGAGAUUAGUUUUCUCGCCACAUCAAAAUGACAGCCAGACAUUUUCUCAGCACAAUUCCCAUGCUAUGACAAACUCAAUUCAUGACCAAGAUGGACCACCUUCUCUCCAUUCAAACCAAUGGGAUUCUCUCAACAGACAUCGACCUGCGUUCUCGAGGAAAAAAUCUGGUAAAAGCAGGUUACAAUUUGUGACAACCACUGGAGAUGAGAUCGAAGACGAAAUUGCUUCUAGCAACAUAAACCACCAAAGUUCACUGCAUAAUUCUAGUUUCAGCAGCUUUUCACCAUCUGUUUCUUGUAUAGGACUAUUUACUCAUUCUGUGCCAAUCAAGUGUCUCCUUACUGGUCUUCUUGGAUGUAGCUCUCAGAUGUCACAUAAAUUCUGCAUAGAAGACUCUUCAGUGACUGUGUUGCAGCAUUCUCUGAGAUCUGGUUGGCAGAUAAAAAAGCUGAAUGAUACAGCUCAUCUUAGGCUUCUCUAGUUAAAGCUGUACACAGCCACCAUCUUAAUUUUUGGCAUUGCUUUGGAUUAUAAAUUUCUUUUGGUUGUUGAUAAUCACCAGUUCUCCAGAUUUUUCACCUUUGUUUGAUUGUAACCUUUAUUUAUUUCUGCAGUUCUCGAUUCCAAAAGAGGAAUGGUGCAGUAGUUGGAUUGUUGUAUCAAUUGUUUUUGGUUUAAAGUAUUACUAAAGUUGUUGCUACUAUACAUCUACUUGCCGGUGUAUCCAUGUACUUUCAAAGGAUAUAAUUGUUUUGGAAUUCAAUAGCAUUGCUAAUAUACAUGA